This is a messenger RNA of Saprolegnia parasitica CBS 223.65, 659 nucleotides long. RefSeq lists its product as hypothetical. The coding region runs from base 1 to 573 and encodes 190 amino acids. The transcript has a single exon. Lineage: Eukaryota; Oomycota; Saprolegniomycetes; Saprolegniales; Saprolegniaceae. Gene Ontology annotation, molecular function: GTP binding; GTPase activity. Gene Ontology annotation, cellular component: cytoplasm. Gene Ontology annotation, biological process: vesicle-mediated transport; intracellular protein transport. The record is from RefSeq and is a predicted model, not a curated record.
AUGGGUCUCGUCUACUCGUGUAUGUGGCUCUUUGCGCCAAACAAAAAGACUCGGUUGGUCAUGCUGGGCCUCGACGCCGUUGGCAAAACCACACUCCUCUACCAGCUUCAGCGCACGCUUCACCCGACAGACGACAGCAGCAACAUGGAACCGAUCACGACCAUUUCGACAAUAGGCUUCAACGUCGAGCGGUUCCAGCUCCAAGGCCUCGACUGCACGUUGUGGGACGUCGGUGGCAACUACCGCCUCUCGUCGAUCGUGCGCCACUACUACGAAGGCGCUGAUGCAAUCCUGUUUGUCGUUGAUACCACCGACCGUGCGCGCAUGGGCUCGGCACGUGACCAUCUGCACAACAUUUUAGCGUCCGACGACCUUCGAGACGCAGUUCUUCUUGUCUACGGCAACAAACAAGAUCUUCCGCAGGCCAUGAGCAUUGCGGAUGUGACCGAGGCGCUUCAAUUGCACGCGGUUCGUCAGCGGUGGUUUGUCCAAGCGUGCUGUGCGACAACAGGCGACGGACUUUACGAUGGUCUUCGCUGGCUCGCCACAGCGCUGCGUAAGACGUCGUGUUAAUGGAAUGCGUAAGGAGCACCCAUUCCCACAUUUCGCCACCAACACCCAUGACAACAACUGUGCCGAGGACAGAAAUGCUAUUUUUC